Talaromyces proteolyticus is the source of this 1010-nucleotide messenger RNA. RefSeq lists its product as uncharacterized. Bases 18 to 764 code for a protein of 248 amino acids. Lineage: Eukaryota; Fungi; Ascomycota; Eurotiomycetes; Eurotiales; Trichocomaceae. The record is from RefSeq and is a predicted model, not a curated record. The transcript has a single exon.
UUAAGAGAUUCUACAAAAUGGCCGACAAAGAGACACCAAGUUCGCCGCCCCAGUAUAACUCCAACUCCGAGACAGAGCCACAACCUCUGCCUCCAGACGUUAGCAAUAUCUGCGGCCUCAUCCGUAUAACGGCCGAAUGGGAGGAGCGAAAAAUGUUCUCUGGGGUGAAACGAUGCCAGCACACUGAGACAUGGGAUAUCAACUCUGAUGCCAACGAAUGCCACAUCAUUGCCAAUUUCGUCGAUCGGACCAGCCCCCAAAUACCAGAAAACAAGACAUCCAAUCCCAUUGAGGAAGAGCUCCUUCCCUUCUAUUUCACCGUUCACACCGAGCUGGAGCCGAAACCUGCAGAGAAACCACCCAAAGUCUAUCCAAAGUUUACCCUCUGGAGUGACCACGACGUUACGCCCGGACCCCUGUCUCGCAAUUCCCAACAAAUCCUUCUGGAGCGGAAAUACGCCGACUUCCACCUCGCUCUCGGCUUGAUACAGACGAUUGCUAAUAGUACUCAUGGUUCACGGUUCGCCCGGGUGAUGUUCCCUUGGCAGAAGCAGUAUAAAGUGGUAAAGACGGAUUGGCAGUGGUACGGCGGGUAUUGGAUGGAAGGUAUGACAGAGAAUUGGUGGAGUGCAAGCAAAGAGGUUGCCGAAGCAAGAGACAGGCUGCGCACAAAGGCAUUGCAUGGGAAGGUGGUAUGGAAGAUUAGGAGUGAGAAGGAGUUUUUGGUGCCUUUUAGGUGGUGUGUUGCAAACAAUAAGAAAUAAAUAGCAUGGAGACAAUCGCUUUGCUAUAUGGAUACUGGUUGGACUUGCUUGAUUUCCUAUUUGGGUCGUCGGGUAGCCACAGAACGGAUACAAGCUCGGGUAUUGUCACCCAGUUGUGUUGUGUCACGACCGUGAUGUGUGUUCGCUUUGGUAUUACUUUUGGCAACUUUUUAUAGGUCGUAUGAUGACGAUUAAACCGAAAAUAUACCGAGUGUUAGUAGGACAGGGUAGGAGGUUGUCCUACCA